CACGCGCGUACACUAGAGCACGGUGCGGUGCGAGCACGCUCUAAACGCACACUCACACCGUACCUUAGGCCAGCAGCAGCAGCAGCAGCAGCACCAGUGGCAGUAGCAGCUUGCGCCGAUCCCAACACCGGGAGAGCCCGUUUGUUGAACAACAACUGUGCGAUUCGCAGCACGCACCACCUCUGCACGGAGCGAAGCCGUCGUCAUCGUCGUUGCCGUUUUACCCGCGCCGCCAAUCAUCGUCGUCAUCAUCGUCGUCAGCCGGGACGGCGCGAGUUCAGCUUCAUUUCGAUGUAACUUUCCGACUUUCAUGGACGUGCGUGUCGUCGUCGUUCCGGUACCGGUGUGCUUUGCGGGAAGCUGCAGUGUUUAGUGUCUAAAAUUGGUGGUGUGCAGCGCGUUUCUACUGUUUUUUUUACUUUCGUUCAGUUUAGUUCCCAAAACAUUUGGCCAUAUUUUGGCCCUCGCUCGGAAAAAAAGGCAGAGCAGUUUUUAUUUUUCGCCCUCUGUUUUGGGUAGCAGUUUUUCGUCGUUUUUCGUCGUUUUUUUGGGUUUCGUUUUGAUUUUGAUUUUCCCCCGCGUGUGCUAUGUGAGUGGUCGUGAACGGUGUAAAGAGUGUUUUUUUUUUGUUGCUUUCGCCCAUCGAAGCAUACCUUUUGCUGCAUUUAAGGGCCAUUUCUGUCAAUCGAUCGAAGCACACGACGUUUGAUGAAGAGACGCAACGCCGAACAUCAUCGACACACCCGCGCUGGCAAAUAGCCGAAAAAAGAAACAUUCGUUUUGAAGAAAACGAAGAAAAAGAAAAACGUCCUCCUCCUCACUACACUCCGCCGGAAAGUAGUGAGACGUACGUUGUGUGUGAAUUUGUGUGUGUGUGUACGUAUGUGACAAGUUAGUGACAAGAGGUAAAAAACCCCGUUGUGCCGCGGAAAGAAAGUUUGAUGCGCCGAAGACAAAUCACGUAGCAAAGGUGCAACAACAACACUAAAAAAAACCAAUUCAUAGCGGAAUAUCAUCCCUCGAAGGGGGUGGAAGUAAGAAAACAAAAGGCCGGAAAAAUUGACAUUUUUGUUUUUGGAAACGUUCCUUGACAAGCGCGCGCGUGCGAGACGUUAACCGUUUGCACAAAACAUUCAGACAAAUUGCAGGGAAGGAAAUUGUAGUGAGUUUUGUGCGAUUUUCCUCAUUUUGUAUGUGUUUAUGUGUGUGUGUGUGUGCGUGUAGUGUGAAGUAGUGCUUUGCGCUUGGUGGUGAAAAGGUGCGUGCGGUGAAAACAAACCCCGGUGGGAGCGGUAGCGGUUUUUUUUUUGGCGACACCACGGAUCCACGCAACGGCUCCAAGAUUCUCUCGCUACAGCAUCCCUACCACCACCAUCAUCCGAACGCGGGCAGCACGCUGGAGGGCAGAACGAUCGAGUACCGGCCCGGUGGCGGGCUGGACUACCACAACUCGCCCCUGAUGGCGGAGAUACCGACCGGGGACUACAGCCACAUCCACCGGUCGAUCGAUCAGCUCCGCUCGAUGAACGAGCGGGGCGUGCUGGGGCAGCUGAACGCGCUGCAGCACGCGGCCGCCGCCGUCGGCAACGGGACCGACCUGCGGUCCGCGCUCGUCCACGACUACAAACCGUACAUUAGCGAUCUGCGCGCGAACGCCGCCAACGAUCGGCUGAUCGACUAUGCCGUCGUCCAGAAGCACCAUCACCACCAUCAGCAGCAGCAGCAGCAGCAGCAGCAGCAACAGCAGCAACAUCAGCAGCAACAUCAGCAGCAGCAGCAGCAGCAGCAGCAUCCUCACCAGCAGCAGCAACAGCACCAUCAGCACGCUCCGCCACAUCUGCUGGACGAUCGAACGGGCAACAACAACAACAACAACAACCAUGAAACCGAUCUGCGCAUGGUGGAGGACCACAAGCCUCCGCACUACAGUGCCCCGUCCACGCCGCCCACACCGCUAGCGAUCGUCGAGACGCAGAUGGCAGAGCCGGUGAAGAGAUACGGAAAAGGUCGUAAAAAGAUCUUCUCCGCGAAGGCGAACCUGGAGCUGCACGGCGGCACGCUGCAGAUGCGCGAAACCAAACCGUACAAAUGCACCCAGUGCACGAAAUCGUUCGCCAACUCGAGCUACCUGUCGCAGCACACGCGGAUACAUCUCGGCAUCAAGCCGUACCGGUGCGAGAUCUGCCAGCGCAAGUUCACCCAGCUAUCGCAUCUGCAGCAGCACAUCCGGACGCACACCGGCGACAAGCCGUACAAGUGUCGCCAUCCGGGCUGCCCGAAAGCGUUCUCCCAGCUGUCCAACCUGCAGUCCCACUCGCGGUGCCAUCAGACGGACAAACCGUUCAAGUGCAACUCGUGCUACAAGUGCUUCACCGACGAGGCGUCCCUGCUCGAGCACAUCCCCAAGCACAAGGACUCGAAGCAUCUGAAGACGCACAUCUGCCAGCUGUGCGGCAAAUCGUACACGCAGGAAACGUACCUGGCGAAGCACAUGCAGAAGCACGCGGAAAAGGAGGAAAAGCGCCGCAACAGGGCCGCCGGUGGCGGCGGCGGUGGUGGCGGUGGAGGCAGUGGCGGUAGCGGUGGGGGUGCCGGCGCAGCGGCAGCGAGUGGCGCCAACGCUUCGGCCGGUUCCGGAGCGGCAAACGGUGGCAGCAAUAACGCUAGCAGUAACGCUAACAACAGUAACGCUAACAACAACAGUGGCGCCGGCAGCCCCAAUGGGGGUGGCGCAGGUGGUGGUGCUGCGACGGCGGCCAAUGCGGCGGCAGUGGCGGCGGCAGCAGUGGCCGAUGCGGCUGCCGUCGGGCUGGCCGGGCUGGCCGGGCUCGGCCUGAAUCGGAUGGGCGGCAUGGUGGUCGGUAAUGCGGCGGCCGCAGCGGCAGCCGUCGGGCUGGAGCAUCCCUACUGGCCGAAGGUGAGUCCGGAUUCGGCCGCCAGCCUAGCGGAAGCAAUGCAACAGCAGCAGCAGCAGCAACAGCAGCAACAGCAACAGCAGCAACAGCAGCAGCAGCAACAACAACAGUACGAUUUCAGCAGCAACGGGGGCAGCGGAGCGGGCGGUAACGCCGCCAACGAUCCGCAGCAUCAUCGUAACUUGAACGGGAGCAGCAGCUCCGCCAACUCGGCGGACGAGGUCGGCGAAGAUCUGGUCGUCAUCCGGCACAACAACUCCCAGCAGCAGCAGCAGCAGCAGCACGUUAACAACCAAUCGAACUCCUCAUCCGCCGCCUCGAACACGUCCGCCUUUACGCCGAUCAACGUGAUGCCGCCGCACCUGAACAGUCUGGCGGCGGCCCACCAGCACCACCAGCAGCAGCUGGUUGCGGCGGCCCAACAGCGGGCGGCGGCGGCGCCACCCUCGUACCUGUACGACGCGAUCAGCUUCCAGAACCAGAAGGCGAUCAACCAGAACGCGGCAGCGGUGGCGGCGGCCGCCGCCAACGGCUUCCCGAACCAGCUCAUCUCCCUGCACCAGAUCCGCAACUACGCGCACCAGCCGGGCGGUGGUGGCGGUGGUGGUGGAGGUGGCCUGCUGUCCGGCGAACAUUUGCUGAUGGGUGGCGGCGUCGGGAAGGUGGAGAAAUAGUAGCUCGCGGCUCGGACGCA
Molecule: messenger RNA, 3609 nt
Organism: Anopheles merus
Lineage: Eukaryota; Metazoa; Arthropoda; Insecta; Diptera; Culicidae
Product: zinc finger protein squeeze
Exons: 5
Coding region: 1460-3589 (709 amino acids)
Biological process (GO): regulation of transcription by RNA polymerase II
Molecular function (GO): RNA polymerase II cis-regulatory region sequence-specific DNA binding; DNA-binding transcription factor activity
Source: RefSeq, a predicted model, not a curated record